GCACAGAAGACAAACUUCCUCUCCUCUAUCAUCCGACCGCAUACCAAGGUGACUUGCUUCACCUUUUCUUCGCGCCUCGACACCGGCGCGACACCCUGGCCCUGGAACCAACCAUCCGCAUCGACACAACCUAUCGACAUUUUGGGGGGAGUCGUGAGAGCUAGCAGAGGAAGCUGCUAGAGAAGAAAAAGAAGAAGACAGAUUUGAAGAAUACCGUGGACGCCUCCCAUCGACCUCGCCACCAAGAGCCAUCAGUCAACAUGGCCUACUCAUCCCCCUACACCGGAUCUACUCCCGAGGAGUACUACUACGCCCGGGAGCGAUUCCAGUCGGCAACGCCAACUCCAUCCCCUCGGGGUUCCUCCAGCUACUACUACCCGCCCGGCUCAACCCCGCAGCGUCCGGCAACCCGCUCCCACUUCCGUACUCCCAGCAGUGGCUUCAGCGAGUACAGUCCCCGUCCGCCGACGGCGUCGCCUCGAUACACGAGCGAUGGCUACUAUGCCACGGCAAAUAGCGGUUUUGCCUACAUUGAGCGCGAUAUUCCAGCGUAUGAACCUCGCCCCUCCCGUACCCCUGCCAACAGCCACUCUCGCCGUUCCUCGACUUCGGUUCCCCAGAGGCCCUCCACCGUUCGCCCCGGCAGCAGUUCUCAGGCAUCCAAGAAGGCUCAACCUCAAACUGAGACCAAGAAGCCCCAACCGCCCCCAGUGUCUCGCGCGGCCACUGAACAAGACGCCAAGAGGCACAAGAUCCCCUCAGGAUACUCGCUCAAAAACUGGGAUCCCACCGAAGAGCCCAUUCUUCUAUUGGGUAGUGUCUUCGACUCUAACUCUUUGGGCAAGUGGAUUUACGACUGGACUGUCUACCACCAUGGCCCUGCCACUCCCAUUGCUGACAUGGCAGGUGAGCUGUGGUUGCUACUGAUCCAGUUGGCCGGCAAGCUUAAGCGCGGAGAGGAGACUAUCGAACGCGUGCGCAGCACCGAGAAAAAGGAAAUCCUUGAUGACUUCAUCGAUGCUGGUGAGCGCCUGACUGACAAGCUUCGCAAGCUUCUCAAGACUUGCGAGGCACCCAUGCUCAAGGCCAGCAAGAAGUCCUCUUCUCUCGGCAAGAACGCUGGUGUUCAGUUCGUCGAGACUCUGUUCGGCAUCGAACGUGAGUUGGACAAGACUGAGCGAUUCAUGCAGGGUGUUCGUCUCUUCAUCCUCCGAUUCGACGCCAACUGUGAUGACAUCCUCAAGAACCCUGAGAAGUAAAUGGACUCUUAUCUUCGGACACUCUUCCCUUGGUUUCCUUUCUGUCUAUACUGCCACAUUCCAUGGACGGAGUACCAUCAAGAAAGCCAACGGAUGAACCAUCGGAGCCAUACCUUAUUACCACCCAAAAAAACCAAGAAAACCCAAUAUCGAACCGACGGAUGGAGUUGCCAAUUGUACGAUUAGGAAUAUGUUUUUCCGGAUCUCAUUUUUCCUCG
Molecule: messenger RNA, 1477 nt
Organism: Colletotrichum acutatum
Lineage: Eukaryota; Fungi; Ascomycota; Sordariomycetes; Glomerellales; Glomerellaceae
Exons: 2
Coding region: 261-1259 (332 amino acids)
Source: RefSeq, a predicted model, not a curated record